Molecule: messenger RNA, 806 nt
Organism: Selaginella moellendorffii
Lineage: Eukaryota; Viridiplantae; Streptophyta; Lycopodiopsida; Selaginellales; Selaginellaceae
Product: transcription initiation factor TFIID subunit 9
Exons: 3
Coding region: 29-565 (178 amino acids)
Biological process (GO): DNA-templated transcription initiation; RNA polymerase II preinitiation complex assembly
Cellular component (GO): transcription factor TFIID complex; SAGA complex
Molecular function (GO): RNA polymerase II general transcription initiation factor activity; transcription coactivator activity; protein heterodimerization activity
Source: RefSeq, a predicted model, not a curated record
AAAAUCGAGCUUACCUAGGGCAGGGGCAAUGGCGGAGGAAGGAGGAGGAGGAGGUGAUGUCGAUGGCGAAGACAUUCCUCGCGAUGCGCGAGUUGUGCGAUCGAUAAUGCGAUCGAUGGGUGUGGCCGAGUAUGAGCCCCGGGUCGUGAAUCAGUUCCUGGAUAUGUGGUAUCGAUAUGUGGCCGAGGUCUUGGGGGACGCGCAGGCCUACUCGGAGCACGCUGGGAAACCGGCGAUCGAUUGCGAGGAUGUGAAGCUCGCCGUGCAAUCCCGCGUCAAUCACUCGUUCUCUCAGCCACCGCCGAGAGAGACACUCUUGGAGCUAGCAAAAGUGCGCAACAGCAUACCAUUGCCAAAGGUGAUCGGAGGCCCGGGCUUGGCGUUGCCUCCAGAUCAAGAUACACUCACGGCAGUGAACUACCAGCUGAUUGUACCCACUAGAACACUGCUCAAUACCGAGGACAUGGACUACGAACAGGACGAAGACAAGACGGAUAUGGAGCCUGCUGCCGAUCUCCAUCUUCCAAAGCCGGACAGAAAAGUCUCCUUUGCGAUCAGGAGAUAGACUAGAUGCUCGCCUCUUCGGAGUUUUUCGCUCAGCGCGGCUCACUUUAUUCCGGCAAGACCAUUCCUUGUACUGUCAAUUGAUGGUACUCUAUGGCCUCGUGAAGAAACUGGUUCUCCCGUUUGUAUGUAGCGUUUUCUUGUACAAGCCGAGCUUUUUCGGCCAGGAGGGUCUCCAGCUGCCUUCUCACCUGUAACGAGAAAAAUAUUCAAGGUUCGAGUUUCUCAGAAUUUCUUUUGCC